Exaiptasia diaphana is the source of this 2628-nucleotide messenger RNA. RefSeq names its product phosphatidylinositol 3,4,5-trisphosphate 3-phosphatase TPTE2. The coding region runs from base 108 to 1760 and encodes 550 amino acids. Gene Ontology annotation, biological process: transmembrane transport; dephosphorylation; monoatomic ion transport. The transcript has 18 exons. Gene Ontology annotation, cellular component: membrane; cytosol. NCBI's taxonomy places the organism in Eukaryota, Metazoa, Cnidaria, Anthozoa, Actiniaria, Aiptasiidae. Gene Ontology annotation, molecular function: monoatomic ion channel activity; phosphatidylinositol-3,4,5-trisphosphate 3-phosphatase activity. The record is from RefSeq and is a predicted model, not a curated record.
CUAGGGAAAGAGGAAGAGCCCAACGUCUUUCAAUGACGCUUCUCUUGUGAUUUGUCUUUCAUAACAUUCCUAAAUAGAGUGUGUCCCUGGAUCAGAGUCAGCUGACAAUGCCUAAUGACAAUCUAGCCAUGGGGUACCGGCCUCGAUGCGAGAGUGAAGAACAACUGGUCAACGAUAUGGAAGAAGACGACUACGAAGAAGAGAUGCAAGAAGAAAUAGAGCAAGCAGAACAAGAGGAAUUAGAGUUUCAAGCCCAAGAACCGUCGCACAAACAUGUUUACUUUGUGACGGACCCUCGAAUGAGUUCAUGGAGUGCUAAAGAUGACGAUCCUUCAGCUAGCACUAAACUCGGGAAAAUGAGGUUUAAAAUUGGCAGAGUAGUGGAUCAUUUUAUCACUAGAGUUAUAAGUCUUCUCCUGGUUGUUGCUGAUAUCAUCAUUGUGAUAGUCAACCUUGCAACAAGUGAUACUCAUUCAACAAACUUGGAAGACAAACCUCUUGAAGUAUUUACUCUCAUAAUUGCUACAAUAUUCAUGGUUGAACUGUGUCUUCGCAUUUUUGCUCUUGGGUCUCAUUUCUUCAAAAGAUGGAUAGAAAUUCUUGAUAUGAUUAUAGUCAUUGUGUCAUUUAUUUUAACUGUAGUAUUUGCUGUUAUCACUUUUAGAGAGCACAGUGUCAUCAAACUUGUUGUUGCUGCACGAUUCAUAAGAAUUUUAUUUUUUAUAAGAAUUGUAACUGGCAAAGACCAGUUAGAGAGAGCAACAAGGAGAAUGAUUUCACAAAACAAGAGAAGAUACCAAAAAGAUGGAUUUGAUCUUGAUUUAACUUAUGUUACAGAAAGAGUCAUAGCCAUGUCUUUUCCCUCUUCUGGCAAACGAAAGAUGUACAGAAACCCAAUUGCUGAAGUUGUUCGUUUCCUGGACACCAAACACAAAGACCACUACAAAGUCUACAAUAUGUGUAGUGAAAGGAGCUACGAUCCAACAUUGUUUCACAAUAGAGUUGAAAGAAUUUUAAUAGAUGAUCACAACGUCCCAAGAUUAAGUCAGUUGCUGUAUUUCUGUCACAAUGUAAGAGAAUGGAUGGAACUGGAUUCUUCAAAUGUCAUAGCUGUUCACUGUAAGGGAGGGAAAGGAAGAACUGGAACAGCUGUUUGUUCCUGGCUUAUUGCUAAUGGUCAGUUUGAACAAGCAAGGCAAAGUCUAGAGUUCUUUGGUUUUCGUCGUACAGACUAUAAUGUUGGUAAGACAUACCAAGGAGUUCAAACACCAAGUCAGAGUCGCUAUGUUGGUUAUGUAGAAAAAAUAUUUACCAAACUGAAUCGCAGAAUGCCAGCACCAGUCCCUCUCAAACUGAGAACUAUCAAAAUUGAUGGGAUAGGAGGGGUGGGAAAUGGUAAUGGUAAGGAUCUUAGAUUUGAAGUUGUCAUAAAUGGAAGCAUUGUGUAUCAUUUGGCAUGUACUGGUGGACGUCCUGGCCAAAUAAAGCACUUUUCAGAUUUGGACAAACUAGUCAUUGCAUUAGGGGAUAUGGAUUGCCCUACAUUAACUGGUGAUAUUAAAAUCAAGUUUUACUGUUCAAGUCAGAAUGUCCCAGUUGCAUAUGACAAGUGUGCAUUCUUCUUUUGGUUCCAUACAAGCUUCAUUGAAAACAACAGACUGUAUAUGCGCCGUGAUGAACUUGAUAACCCACACAAACCAAAAUCAUGGAAAGUCUACAAAGAAAACUUUGCUGUCGAUCUAACUUUUCACCAGCCAUAGCCAGAUGUCUAUUUUCAAAACCUUUAUAGGACAACUCUAUAGAUAUGUAUAUAAUCUUUAUUUGAUAUUCAGAAAUUUUCCUAUAACUGCAUACUUAGGAACUUCUCAUUUUUGUUCAUACAAACUUUUGGCUAAAGUUCUGAUAAAUGCAAAAGACUGAUUUACAUAAUUACAACUUGUCAUGGCUAACAUGUCUCAUAGGAUUUCAGCCAUCAAAGACUUCCAACAAGUUGUUGGUCGCACACAUCUAAUCAUAAGCUAUUCACAGUAUGUUUAUCUGUCUUGAACAUCAAAAAGGUUUGUCAAAAGAUUGUGUAAAUCAGCCUUAGGUGUCUUUUAAUCUACUGGCUGGUUAAAACUUUUGCAACAAAAUCCAAAUGACGUAUUUGCAAUCUGUCAUAUCUUGGUAUGACCUUUUCUUGAGUUGCAACAAAUAUAUUAGUCUUCAUCGCAGCAUACCCUUUUGUCGGGCUUGGACAGGGUGCCAGACAAAAGGAUAGGCUAUGAAGCUGGAAGGAGGCUACCAAUGUAUGGGAAUCAAUUUGGUAUACAAGAUACUGCCCCAAUCUGAAUGGUUUUCUUUUGCACUGAGGGGAAAAAGCAGUUGAUUCCAGGUCACUGGUUGUAACCUAGGAAGAGGGCGAGACAAGGAUUGCAUUAUCAAAAAGACAUAAUAACAUUUCAUUCUGACAAUAUUGCUCUAUUUUGUAUGCUAGGUAUUUUGUAUUACUUCUGUUAAUGUUGCUGCUCAUGCUAGAAAGUGAUUAUUUUUCAAAAAGAGUCACUGGCUUUUAAACACUUCAAAUAGAAAAAAAGCUUUUGUAAUUCAGAGUGAUGAUGAAAAAAUAUAAAUCUAUUUUGGGAUAAA